AUGGCGGCACAGGCGCGGCGGAGCGUCGUGUUCGUGACAGGCAACGCCAAGAAACUGGAGGAGGUCACGCAGAUCCUCGGGGACUCCUCUCCCUACACGCUGGUGGCGAAGAAAAUUGACCUGCCCGAGUACCAGGGGGAGCCGGACGAGAUCUCGGUGCAGAAGUGCCGCGAAGCCGCCCGGCAGGUUCAGGGACCUGUUAUAGUAGAGGAUACUUGCUUGUGCUUCAAUGCCCUGGGGGGCCUUCCAGGACCCUACAUAAAAUGGUUCCUGGAGAAACUCAAGCCAGAAGGCCUGCACAAGCUGCUGGCUGGCUUUGAGGACAAGUCUGCCUACGCGCUCUGCACCUUCGCCUUCAGCAGCGGGAACCCAGAGGAACCAGUGAGGCUCUUCAAAGGCCAGACCCAUGGACUGAUAGUGGAACCCAGAGGCCCUCGGGAUUUUGGCUGGGAUCCUUGCUUUCAGCCGGAUGGCUACAACCAGACCUACGCUGAAAUGCCCAAGGCGGUGAAGAACUCCAUCUCACACCGGUACAGGGCGCUGAGCGAGCUCUCGGCCUUCUUUCUUCAGAGCGACUCGACAGAGCCCCGCCCCGCUCCCAGCUAGCGCCGAGCCGUGGGCUCAGACACCCACCCAGAGUUACUGGGGUCGGGAAGAACUUCUGGAGACCACCUAGUCCAACCUCCACCAAGGCAUGUCCCACUCAGCCCCGCUGCAGGAUGCCAUUAAAACA
This is a messenger RNA of Cinclus cinclus, 733 nucleotides long. It is a transcript of the gene ITPA, whose product is annotated as inosine triphosphatase. Lineage: Eukaryota; Metazoa; Chordata; Aves; Passeriformes; Cinclidae. Gene Ontology annotation, biological process: nucleoside triphosphate catabolic process. The record is from RefSeq and is a predicted model, not a curated record. Gene Ontology annotation, molecular function: nucleoside triphosphate diphosphatase activity. Gene Ontology annotation, cellular component: cytoplasm. The transcript has 8 exons. Bases 1 to 606 code for a protein of 201 amino acids.